AUGUUUGUCAUAUCAUGUGCAUUUAUUGGUCUAUUGUUAUUUAUAGUGGGUUCAUCAGGCAAUGGUUUAUGUAUAUUGGUAUUUCUUCGCAAAAAAUUUCGUCAUCGUGUUAUAACUCCAUAUUUUAUUGUUUUAUUAUUUGCUGAUUCUAUUUAUUUAUUAUUUCAUUUAAUAAAAUUAUUUUAUUAUUCACAAACACUUUUCAAUCUAAAUAUACAACCAGAAGAAUCAUGUUCAACUACAUUUUUUGCACGAGCAUAUCAAUAUGCAACACAAACAUGGCCACAACCAUUAGUUCCAUUAGUACAUGCAGAAACAUAUAUACGAUUUUCUUUAAUAUUAAUGUGUAUAAUAUCUUUACAUAGAACAACAUAUAUUACUCGUUCAUUAAAACGCCUUGUUAUACCAACAUCAUAUAGUUAUGUACAAAAACAUAAAUGGACAUUUAUAUUUAUAAUUUUAGCAUUUUUUUUUGCAUAUAUAUUUGAAUUUGUUGGAUUAACAUUAUUUUGUUCAAAAUCAAAUACUCGUGAUUUAUCAUAUGAAUGGUUUAUUUAUAUGAGUACAUAUAUGAAAAAUUCAACAUAUCUUUUAACAAGUACAAUGGUUGAUCAACCAGAUUCGUUAAAAUGUGUUAAUUAUGCUUUAAAAAAUUUACAAGAAACAAAUCAAAGUUCAAUUAUAUAUAACAAUGAUAUAUGUACAGAAGAACAAUUAAUAAAUAUAUUAUCUUAUUAUUUUGAUCAACAUAAAAAAUCAAUUGUUAAUCUAAUACAAAAAAUUUUAUUAAAUCAAACAGGUCAGCGUAUAACACGAAAUGAAAUUCGUCGAAAAUUUCAUUUUCAUGAAUGUUUAUUUCCUCAAGAACCAAAUUUUUUUCAUCGUUAUUAUAAUUUUAUGUAUCGUCGAUCAUUUGGUUUUAAUCGACAUACCUUACUUUUAGUAAUCGGUAGUGUUCUACCAUCAUUUAUAACAAUAAUAAGUAAUAUUCUAUCCGUAUAUCGAGUACGUGAAUUAAGACGUUCAACAUCAAAUUAUAUAUUACCAUGUCGUCGUCGAACAGAUGAUACACGUCGUGUAUUACUUGUUAUUACAAUUGAAUGUUUAUUUGCUAUAAUUAAUUCAUGGUUUAGUGAUAUAUUACUUUCACUUGUUUAUUGUAAAAGAAAUUUAUUAGCUGAUGAUGAUUGUCCAAAUUUUUUAAAACAAAAUAUUAAUUUAUUAAUUAUGUUUGAUAUGUUUAAUUCACUUUCAAAUAUUAUUUUACAUUGUUUAUGUGGAAAACAUUUUCGUAAUGAAUUAUAUCUUAUGUUUCAAUCAUGUGGUCGAAUAAUAAAACGUUUAUUUAGGGCUAUAUGUUGCUGUUAUAUUCGAAUACGUUGUCAAUCAUAUAGUCAAGAGCAAUAUGUUUGGUAUAAUGCUUCUAUUACAGGCAAUAAUAGUUCAAAUAGUUCACAGAAAAGUAUAAGUCCAAGUCAUUUAUAUUUAAAAAUUCAUACAUCACCACAAUUAUCAAAACGUCAUUGUUUUGAUUGUCAAUGGUAUUUUAAUCGACGACCAUUAAUGGCUUCACGAGAAUUUUUUUCAGCAAUAUCAAAAGAAUGUUUAGGAAAAAAUCGAAAACAUUUUUCAACUUAUUAUCAACCAUUAUCAGCACGUACGGAUAUAAAAACAAUGACAACAAGUAAUUCAAUGAAACUUUAUUUUCCUCAACAAGAAACAACAACAGUACCAUCGAAAAAUAAAAGAUGGUUUUCAUUUUUUUAA
This is a messenger RNA of Rotaria sp. Silwood1, 1767 nucleotides long. Lineage: Eukaryota; Metazoa; Rotifera; Eurotatoria; Philodinida; Philodinidae. The record is from the annotation of a GenBank genome assembly.